Messenger RNA from Morus notabilis, 861 nucleotides. Its product is annotated as precursor of CEP14. The record is from RefSeq and is a predicted model, not a curated record. NCBI's taxonomy places the organism in Eukaryota, Viridiplantae, Streptophyta, Magnoliopsida, Rosales, Moraceae. The transcript has a single exon. Gene Ontology annotation, biological process: cellular response to nitrogen starvation; response to osmotic stress. The coding region runs from base 242 to 547 and encodes 101 amino acids.
GACUUUCUCUCUCCUACAAUAUCAGCACUAUAUAUAUAGAUACUACUACACAGACAAAACUCCCCAAAAAACAGCACAAACGAAACAACCCAUAAAUAAUAUCCCCCCAAAUAUUCAACAACUAUCAAUUAAACCCACAAAAACCUCUUCUCUUUCUCUCUCUCUCUCUCUCUCUCUCUCUCUCUCUCUCUCUCUCUAAUAUUGCUACACUACUAUUAGUGGUUUAAUAUUAUUUCUGAUUAUGGCUCGCUCAAGCGCUUUGGCACUCGUGGUUUUGAUGGUGUUGUUGGUCUCUUUUGUGACGAGCUCCGAAGGCAGAAACAAGUUUGUGGUGUUGAAGCCGAAAGACAACAAGAAUCUGGACAGAAUCAUGGGAUCUUCGGACAAGUCUAUGUUUCUGAGUGCCCUUCCAAAGGGCAGAGUGCCCUCUUCUGCUCCAACCAAGAAAGGCCACGCAGACGUCGUCAACCAGAAGCUCAUUGCCCGCCACCUCAUCGCCGUCGACCGGAGUCUCCGCUCUGUCCCUAGCCCCGGUGUUGGUCACUGAUCAUAUAAUAUGUAUAUAUAUAUAUACACAUAUAAUAUUCUUGUUUUUUUUUUAAUUUCUACAUAUGAGAUGAGAACACAUUUCUUAAUUUAUUAGUUCAUAUCCUUUCUUACAAUUUUGGGGUCUUUCUUCUUCUCUUUGUAAGUUUUUGUUUGUGGGGUUCUUUUUGUUAGAUGCAGAGACAAGAGAGGUGAAAUGUAUAUAUAGACAAACACAGGGCUUGAAUAAUCAGCUGAUUUUAUUUCCUUCUGUUGAGAUUAUUCAAUUUGUAAUCUCCAUAUUUCCCUUUAUUGAAUCGACGUUUUCUUCUACAA